Molecule: messenger RNA, 5525 nt
Organism: Centropristis striata (black sea bass)
Lineage: Eukaryota; Metazoa; Chordata; Actinopteri; Perciformes; Serranidae
Product: unconventional myosin-Vb
Exons: 35
Coding region: 1-4998 (1665 amino acids)
Biological process (GO): vesicle transport along actin filament; actin filament organization
Cellular component (GO): cytoplasm; vesicle; myosin complex
Molecular function (GO): actin filament binding; ATP binding; microfilament motor activity
Source: RefSeq, a predicted model, not a curated record
AUGACAUCACUGGAGCUGUACAGCAAGGGAGCAUGUGUGUGGGUUCCAGACCCAGAUGCAGUCUGGCUGUCAGCCUUGCUCCUCCAGGACUACAGACCUGGAGAGAAACACAUCCUGCUGCAGCUCUCCAAUGGAACGGAGGCUCGUUACCCGGUGGGCUCCCUGUCUGACCUCCCACCUCUGGGGAACCCUGACAUCCUAGAAGGGGAAAAUGAUCUGACAGCUCUCAGCUUCCUCCAUGAACCUGCAGUCUUGCACAACCUGCGGGUUCGAUUUCUGGACUACAGCAGCAUCUACACAUACUGUGGUAUUGUGUUAGUGGCCAUCAAUCCCUAUGACCAGCUCCCCAUAUAUGGAGAGGAGGUGAUCGAUGCCUACAGCGGUCAGGACAUGGGAGACAUGGAACCUCACAUUUUUUCUGUGGCAGAGGAAGCCUACCGCACAAUGACAAGGGAGGAGAAAAACCAGUCCAUCAUCAUCAGUGGAGAGUCUGGCUCGGGGAAAACCGUCUCAGCCAAGUUCACCAUGCGAUACUUUGCUGUGGUUGGAGGAGCAGCACAGCAGACCAGCGUGGAGGAGAGGGUUCUGGCUUCUAACCCCAUAAUGGAGUCUAUUGGGAAUGCUAAAACCACACGAAAUGACAACAGUAGUCGUUUUGGGAAGUACAUUGAGAUCGGCUUUGGCAGAAAGGGCGACAUCAUCGGGGCAAACAUGAGGACGUAUCUGCUGGAGAAGUCAAGAGUUGUCUUCCAAGCAUCAGCAGAGAGGAACUACCACAUCUUCUACCAGCUGUGUGCCUCCAGAGAGCUGCCUGAAAUGAGAUCCCUUAAACUGGAUGCACCUGAGCAUUUUCGUUACACCAACCAGGGAGGAGAGAUGCAGAUUCCUGGAACUGAUGAUCUGUCAGACCUGGAGCGCACCCGCAAUGCCUUCACCAUCCUGGGUGUGCAGCCUGACCAACAGAUGGAGCUCUUCAGGAUCCUGUCAGCUGUUCUACACCUGGGAAAUGUCAACAUCCAGGCCAGUGGGAGAAGUUCUGACCGGAGUUAUAUUGAUGCAGACGACCGUCCUCUGGCUGUCUUCUCUAAGCUCUUAGGGGUGGAAGGCUCUCAGAUGGCCCACUGGCUGUGUCACCGCAGACUGGCUGUAGGAGGAGAGAUGCUGGUUAAACCUGUUUCUGGUCUGCAGGCCGUAGAAGCCAGAGAUGCUCUGGCUAAACACAUCUACGGCCAGCUGUUCACAUGGACAGUCCAGAGGCUCAACUCUGCUUUGCGCUCCCAGAGAGGAAAGGCCAAAUCCUUUAUAGGGGUUCUAGACAUCUAUGGGUUUGAGACCUUUGACCGGAACAGUUUUGAGCAGUUCUGUAUAAAUUAUGCAAAUGAAAAACUGCAACAGCAAUUCAACAGGCAUGUGUUCCACCUGGAGCAGGAGGAAUACGUCCGUGAGGAGCUGGCCUGGAGCAGGAUUGAGUUCAGUGACAAUCAGCAGUGCAUCAGCCUCAUAGAGGGACAACUGGGCCUGUUUGAUCUGUUAGAUGAGGAGUGCAGGAUGCCCAAAGGCUCAGAUGAGAGCUGGGUGCUGAAGCUGUAUGACCAGCACCUGACCAGCAGGCCUCACCCUCACUUCCAGAAACCUCGCAUGUCCAACAGCGCCUUCAUCGUCCUGCACUUCGCUGACACGGUGCAAUAUGAAUGUGAUGGCUUUUUAAACAAGAAUCGAGACACAGUCUUUGAAGAGCUCAUCAACAUUCUCAAAGCCAGUCAGUCUGAGCUGGUGGCCGAGUUGUUCCAGCAGCAGGAGAAGGUUUCCUCUGUGGCUAACGGAAGUAUUCGUUCAGGUAAAAGAGCCACCAGAGAACAUAAACUGACAGUGGGCUUCCAGUUCCGUCAGUCCUUACAGAUGCUGAUGGACACUCUGAACAGCACCACUCCUCACUAUGUCCGCUGUAUUAAACCCAACGACCUCAAAGAGCCUUUCAUGUUUGACCCCGGGAGGACGGUCCAGCAGCUGAGAGCCUGUGGGGUCCUGGAGACGAUCCGCAUCAGUGCUGCAGGUUUUCCAUCCAGAUGGACGUACGAGGAGUUCUUCAGCAGGUACCGUCUUCUGCUUCGAGGUCCUCAGAACCAGGAGCAGGCUCAGGAUCUGUGCAGACAUUCCCUGCCUCAGCUCAUCCCAGACCCAGACCAGUACUGCUUUGGAAAGACCAAAGUAUUUUUCCGGGCCGGUCAGGUGGCUCUGUUGGAGAGGCUGAGAGCUGAGAGGCUGCGUGCUGCUGCUGUGGUCAUCCAGAGCCGGGUCAGAGGAUGGCUGGCACGGAUCACAUUCACCAGGAUCUGCUGGGCCACCGUCACCAUACAGAGAUACUGCAGAGGAGCUCUGGCCAGACGACUGGCCCUGACGCUGCGCUACACCAAGGCUGCCCUGGUCAUCCAGAAGACCUACCGCAUGGUGGUGGUCAGACAGCUGUUCCUCAUGAUCCGACAGGCCACCAUCACCAUCCAGGCUUUCACCAGAGGCACACUGGCACGCCAGAGAUACAGACUGCUGGUGGCGGAGCGGGCUGCUGUGUUGCUUCAGGCGAGAGUGCGUGGGUGGUUGGCGAAGAAGGCGUACAGGCGAGUUCACGCUGCGGUGGUGUUCAUGCAGUGCUGCGCACGCCGCAGGGCCGCCAGGAGAGAGCUGAUGAGACUGAAGACGGAGGCUCGCUCAGUGGAGAGGUACCGAGAGCUCAACAAGGGCAUGGAGGUCAAACUGAUGCAGCUACAGCUGAAAGCAGACCAGGAGGCCAGGGAUGUUGCAGCUCUGAGAGAGACCCUCCAUGCAGAGCGAGAGGCCACCAACACUGAGCUGGAGGCUUUGAGGGCGACGGUACAGAAACUAGAAAGCCAAAAACAGAAACAGGACAAGCCUCAGCCCUGCUCCGUCAUCAGCGAGAAGGAGGUGGAGGAAAGAAAGAGAGCAGAGGAGAAGGCCGCCCAGCAGAUCCUUCAACUCACACAAGAUUUGCAAGCCCUGCAGAGAGAAAAGGCCAAUUUUUGCAAAGAGAGAGAGAAUCUCUCUGCUCGCUUGGCUGAACAAGAAAAGGCACAAGAAGAGUGUGUGCACCAGGCUGUGUCUCAGGAGAGCACUGCUUUGAGGGCGGAGCUGGAUGAGGAGAGGAGAAAGUAUCAGGGUCUCCUGAGAGAGUUCACCAGACUGGAGCAGAGAUACGACAACCUCAGAGAGAUGAGUCUGCUCACCGAGCACACCAGGGGCCACAGAAGGACGGAUUCGACCCAGAGUCUGAGCCUGGAGCCUCUCUCUCCCUCCCCCACUCCGCUGUCACCCCAGUCUCUCACCCCACUCCCACUGUCACCCUUCCCAUCUGCCUUCCCUUCCCCGGAGGACGUCCGCAGGGUCAGCGUGACGUCUCCCUGCUCCGACAGGAGAGUCUCAGCAUGGAGUUUUGACACACCAAUGGACCAGCUGAUGGAGAGGAUGGACGUGGCCAAAGAUCCGGCAGUGAAGAUGAAAGCGGAGGACCUGGCACAUGCUUAUGAUGCUGUACGAGUCGCCAACAAGUUUUUGGAGAGCCAGCUGCGUAGCCAGCGCAGUCAGCUGGAGGAGGAGCUGGAGGCUCUGAGGAGCCAGAUUAGUCAAACAGUCGGUGGUUCUUCUUCUGCUGCACAGCGACAGGAGCUGCAGGAGCUGCUGGAGGCCAGAGAGCAGGAGUGUGUCAGAUUGAGGAGAGAGCUGAAGGAGCUUAAAAACACUGUCUCACUCAGACGACUCCUGACACAAGUUCUUCCAUCAGCUUUAACCUCAGAGAUGCCUUCCAGUCCGUCUCGACAGAAACCAGCAACAGUCACUGGUUUACUGGAAUGUAGGAAGAGAGAUGAAACCAAGCUCAUCAAGAACCUCAUCACUGACCUCCGGGUGGACAGCGCCCUGUCUCUGCCUCCUGGUCUGCCUGCCAACGUGCUCUUCCUGUGCGUUCGUCAGGCCGACUGCAGCGGAGACCAAACGCACGCCGUCUCCCUCUGCAGCGCUGCUGUCACCGCGCUGAAGGCAGCUCUGAAGAAACACAGCAGUGAUGUAGAUAUGACGGCUCUGUGGCUGAAAAACGCCUGUCUGCUGCACGACCUGCUGACCCAGCACUCGCCAAAACAGACCCUUAACUCAGAUGAGGUGGUUCCACUGACUGCUGACCUGAGUGACCUGAUCCGGGCCCUCAGUGACCUCUGUAUCCAGGCCUAUCAGCAGCUUCUCUCCAUCACUGAGAAACGUCUACAAAAAAUCAUAGUCCCGGCUCUACUGGAGAGCGAGACCAUCCUGGGUCUGUCUGGCUCUGCCGUUAAGCUGAUAACGUCCAGGAAGCGAUCGGGCUCCGACCCCAGGACCGUAGCAGGUGAUGCUCCCACCAUGGCGGCGGUGCUCCGGGAGCUGGGAGCCCUUCACACGGCGUUGUCCCGUCAGACGUUGCCCCUGACCCAGAUGGAGCAGGCCUUCCACCAGCUCACCUACCUCAUCUCUGCCUCCGCUCUCAACAGCCUGCUGCUGAGGAAAGACAUGUGCUGCUGGAGUCGGGGCAUGCAAAUACGCUAUAAUGUGAGUGUGUUGGAGGAGUGGCUGCGGAGCCGAGGGCUGCAGGCAGGGGGCGCUGUGGCCACGCUGGAGCCCCUCAUCCAGGCGGUUCAGCUGCUGCAGGCAGAGAAAAGGACCGAGGGGGAUGCUCAGGCCCUGGCUCAGACCUGCACUGCCCUGUCCAGCCAGCAGAUCGUGAAGAUUCUGACCCUCUACACUCCCCACAGUGACCUCGAUGAAAGAGUCACACUGAAUUUCAUCCGUACUGUUCAGGGACUUCUCAAAGGCCGUUCAGAGGGUCAGCCUCCUCAGCUCCUCAUGGAUGUGAGGAGAGUGUUUCCUGUCACAUUUCCCUACUCGCCUCCUCCUCUCCUCCAUGCUGAGCAGUUAGUCAUCCCCGACUCCCUCAAGAUCUCUUUCCUCCGCAGAGUCUAGAAUAGGAUGUCUGGCCUCUUCACUGCAAAUACAUUAAUGUUUUAGCAAAUUUAAAUCCCCAGCGUAUUGAAUUCAGUCCUUUGAAAUUUAAAUAACUUCCAGGAGGUUUUGUGAACUUAAUUUCCUUUCUGAUUUUUUUUUUUUAGUGGCACCAAGGUGUUUAAUUAAUUUGUUAAUUAUCAGUGGAUUUGUGCACCGUAGAGGGUCAGAGUGAUUAUGUAAAAUCUCAGCUAGCUGGAUUUUAAAUGGCAUUAAUGCUGGAAUACAAAGUGUUUCUUUAAGUAGGCCUAAAGAUUUAGAUAAAAUGAACCAGAAAUAACACUCUAGCAACGAUUAUCUCAGUAUAGUUUGACAAACAAGGAACAAGAUGAUUAUUUUUUCAGAUUUUAUUGGAAGCAGAAACACAAUGAGACUGCAGUCCCAGUAACCUCAACCCCCAAUAAGAACAACCAGAAUAAAAAAAAACGCAAAAAAUUAGAAACAUCUCGUGUAUAAAAAAAUUCUCAUGCGAGUACUUUGUACCACUA